AUGAUUGGUUCUGUUGUGAAAGAUUACCUAAACAAAAAGAAAAAUAUUUUCAAGGAAUACAAAUUUGAUCAUGUUUUCAAACCUGAUAGCACUCAAGGACAAGUAUACGCUGAGGUCGCUGCUGACGUUGUCCAAUCGGUGGUCGAUGGGUACAAUUGUUGCAUUUUUGCUUAUGGUCAAACAGGUGCGGGGAAAACUUACACAAUGCAAGGUUCUGAUGAUACUCCGGAAAGUGAGGGUCAAUUCAUCGAAAUAUAUAAUGAUCAAAUCUAUGAUUUGCUUAUCUCACAUGGAGAAUCCAAAGAUGUGAAGAUAACACAUGACAUUGAAGAGGGUUCAACAAGGAUUGCUAAUGUGAAAACAGAUUGUGUUAAUCAAGUACUUAGAUUCGCAACAAAGAACCGAACUGUUGCUUCUACAAAAAUGAACGAUAAUUCUUCAAGAAGUCACAGCAUAUUUAUGAUUCAUAUCAAAGGUUCUAAUUCUGUUACAAAUGAGAAACUAUCGGGUUCCUUGAACCUUAUUGACCUGGCAGGUUCAGAGAAAAUAUCAGCUUACGAAUCAACUGGAGAUCUUCAAGUUGAAACGAUAAAUAUUAACAAGAGUCUCAGCAGUCUAAAAACAGUUAUACAAAACAUAAAGGAAAAUGCGAGCCAUAUCAAUUACCGUGACUCCACCUUGACCUAUGUUUUGAAGAAUUCAUUAGUUAAUAUUUCCCCGGUAAGAUCAUCUCAAGCGGAUACUGAAAACAGUUUAGAAUUUGGGCUUAUUGCAAAAGCAGCUCACAUCGGCAUCGCAAAAAAAGUAGUAUCAUUAUUGUCUCUUCCAAAGCUUGGAUUAAUACCAGAAAAGAAACAACUUACCGGAUAUUUUUUACACAUUACAGAUUUUCACCCUGAUGCUUAUUAUGAACCAAAUGCUAUAGUAAAAUCAAGAUGUCAUCAAAGAUUAUCAGAGCUUAAAAGACCUGUUUAUAUGAAAAAAGGUAUUUCUGGUCCUUGGGGUGCUGAAGCGACCAUAUGUGAUUCUCCGAUCAGUUUAAUUAAUGCCACUUUUGAGUGGUUGGAAAAAAAUUGGAAAAAUAAGUUGGAUUUUGUUAUUUGGACUGGUGAUAAUUCCAGACAUGAUAAUGAUAAUAAUAUUCCACGUACACCAAAAGAAAUGUAUGAUUCAAAUCGAUUCAUAACAAAUAAAUUUCUUGAAACUUUUACAAAAACUACAUAUACAAAAAAACAUCAUCCUCUUCUUAAAACUAUACCAAUAGUUCCUUCCAUUGGCAAUAAUGAUCUUAAUCCAAAUAAUAUUAUUCCUCGUGGCCCAAAUGACAUCCUCACAAAUCUUCACGAAACUUGGUCGCAAUUCAUACCAAAAGGUCAACAUCAAUAUUUCCUUAGAGGAGGAUAUUUCUAUACUGAAGUUAUACCUGGAAAACUCAUUGUUGUCUCUUUAAAUACCUUGUAUUUUUAUAAAUCAAAUACUGCCGUUAAUGGUUGUAAAGUUAGGACUCAACCUGGCACUAUUCAAUUUAGAUGGUUGAACAAAGUUCUUAAAAAAGCUAGAAAACAUGGGUUGAAGGUUUAUUUAACAGGCCAUAUUGCACCAAGAAGAAAUCAAUACAUACUAACAUGUUAUAAAAAAUAUGGAAAAUUGGCAAUUAAAUAUCAUGACCUUAUUCUGGGUCAUUAUUACGGACAUUCAAACAUGGAUCAUUUCUUUUUUAUUGGCUCUAAAAAUAAUUUGAAUAAUGGAAUUAUAAAAAAUAGUAGUGGUGAUUCAUCUAUUUUAUCACACAAAUCACAAACAACCAAUCAAUUGAAUUUCCAAUCAUCGCAAACAAAUAUUAAUGAUGAUGAAAACAAACAAUUUCAUACUAAAGUUUAUAAUGUUGACAACUCACCUGCACAUUCAAAUACAUUUCUAACCCCGUUAGGUUACACGCAAUAUUUCAUUAAUCUUACAGAAGCCAACCAAUAUCCAAAUAUCACACCAGAAUUUAAAAUCGAAUAUACUACUUGGGAUGAUUAUAAUAUGAAAGACUUAACUGUUCCAAGCUGGAUUCACUUGGCCAGAAAGGUUGCUAACCAUGGCCUAAAAGGUUCAAUAUGGGAAAAAAUUAGGGAACAUUUGAUGGUUGGUGCAAGGUCAAUAAUUGAGCAACGUAAAUCAAAAUGUAAUCAUUCUAGAUGCAUAUCUAAAGGUCCUGAAGAUUACAUUAUUAACGAUUUAAUAAUAUAA
Messenger RNA from Entrophospora sp. SA101, 2235 nucleotides. The record is from the annotation of a GenBank genome assembly. NCBI's taxonomy places the organism in Eukaryota, Fungi, Glomeromycota, Glomeromycetes, Entrophosporales, Entrophosporaceae.